AUGACAUCGAUCGUGACAGACAUUGCGGGAAGAGUUGUGAGCACCAUUAGCGCAGUAGGAUCAUUCUACACGGAAAUCAAUCCAUCAACACUAUCAGGAGCCAUUGAUGUCGUAGUGGUAGAGCAAGAGUCUGGAGAGCUGGUUUGCUCGCCUUUUCAUGUUCGUUUUGGAAAACUUAAGCUGCUACGACCCUCUGAGAAAGUGGUUGAGCUGUCUGUCAAUGGCGUUCCUACACACUUUGCCAUGAAACUGGGCGAGGCUGGUGAAGCCUUUUUUGUAGUCAAGUCUGAAAAUCCUGUGCCUUCUGAAUAUGCAACUUCACCCAUUCCAACUCCAUCUUCACCGCCUGAUGUGGGCAGCGACACAUUUUAUUUGGAUCCACGAUCCACUUCUUCAAGUAAUGCAUUGCAAGAUGUACCAUCAGUCACUUCUAUUCCAGCCCUUACUAUAAAGGAUCCUCUUGAAUCUAACAAAACACCUGAACAUUCAGCAGUAUCAAAUAUUUCAUUAGGAAUGGCAUCACAACCCUCUGCAGCCAAACAUGGCGCACUUCAGACAGAUACAGCAUCGAUUUCUAUUACUUCUCCAAAACCCAGUGUUGAACUGAUACGUGAAUCUGCUGAAUUGACUUUUCCUAAAUUACCUACAGCAAAAUCAUCCGAGAUGGGACCAAAAAGCUCACCCAUCUCAUUAUUUACCUCGGAGACCAAAGGAGUACAGCAUGUGGAUAUUCCUCAUACAGCUACACAUGAUCAUACCUUGAAAGUCAAGGAUGUAUCCGUGUCCCCGCCUUGCUGUGAUCAUUUCAGUGAUGUUGGGGCCGAGUAUGACACUUCACGAGCAAUCAUGGGCAUAUCACCUUCUAAUGGAUGGAGUUGGAGUUGGGGAGAUCUUCCUGAAAAACGACCCGAACAGAUUGCAUGGGGAAAAGUCAAUGCCACUGACUCUGUAUUGAGCAGAGUUGAUAGUCUUGAAACAUCUCAAAUACUAGAACCAUUUGUUGCUGGUGAAGAGCAUUUGCAUGUUCGUGCCAGUAUUCCGGUUUUAAAAUCGACAUAUUAUAGUCGAAAUGAUAGAUCUGCUGUACCUACUGUCGCCUCAAAUGAUGCCACCGCCCCGAUUUCUAUUCCUUACAUGAGCGGAUCUGAAAAGGUUGAUCAGUAUCUUGCUAGCCUCCCCAACCCCAUUGAAAACUCUCCUCCUCUCAAUCCACCAUUUCUCCAAGAUGCUACUGGUAAGAUUGGUGACGAAGCCAUGUUGGCGUCACUUGUAGCAGCGUUGCAAAUUACCGACAAAAAUUCGCACAAGCCCACUGAUGUUUCUCAGAACGACAGCAGCACACCAUCAUCUAGUCCAAAAACUGUCACUACAAUGCAAAUGAAGGAGCCAUUAGCAGCAAGCUUUAUUCCUCGCGUUGAAAUGUCCAUGUGUGGUAACAUUAAAGAUUUACAGGCCAUUACUCCGGCAGCAGCCGAUGCUAUUUUCAGGAAGCACGCUGUUUCGUUUGACCUUUUUAAUACCAACCCAAAUGUAUUGCUGGAUCCACUGGCUGUAUUCCAGCUUCAUGGGUUGUAUUUUACUUGGUCUACUAUUGCACCACUUAUUAUGGCCAACGCUAUGUUUGGUAAACCUUUGACUGAGGAAGGAUUGAAAAAAGUCAUUUUUGAUGAAAAACCAUUGUCGUCUGUUGCAUCCAAUGCACAACGCAAUGCUACUUCGACUGGAAGGUGGUCUUGGUGGGGUCGAGGUGCUGCAUCUACACCAACAGUUGGAGCGGUUCAAAAUGUUUCCGGAGUAGAUACGAAGCGUUCGAAUUAUGCUUCAGAAAAAUCACGUUUGGCAGUAGAUGGGAAUUCAGUUCGGUCUACAUCACCUACAUCCGAGCCUGCCUUAUCACCCAAUACUCGUGCACAUGAUGACAAGUACCGAUACGCAAAAAGCAUGCGAUUGACGUCAAACCAACUCAAAUCACUCAAUCUCAAACAAGGUAUUAAUACUAUUACUUUCAAAGUGAACUCGAAACUACAAGGUGAAGCUGUAUGUACAUCCAAUCUUUUCCUUUGGCACCAAAACGACAAGGUGGUGAUAUCUGAUGUGGAUGGGACCAUUACCAAGUCGGAUGUAUUGGGACAUAUGUUUACCAUGGUUGGACGGGAUUGGACGCAUGCUGGAGUAGCCAGUCUGUAUACCAAUAUCCGUCGUAAUGGGUACAAAUUUUUAUAUCUGACAUCAAGAGCAAUUGGUCAAGCCAACUACACUCGAGACUACCUUAAAAAAGUGGAGCAGGAUCGAUUCCAACUUCCCGAAGGUCCAGUCAUUAUGUCACCAGAUCGACUUUUACGUGCAUUCCAUCGCGAAGUCAUUCUUCGCAAGCCAGAAGAGUUUAAAAUUGCUUGUCUGCGAGAUAUCAAGCGUCUAUUUGGAGAUCGAACCCCUUUUUAUGGCGGAUUUGGAAACCGAAUUACCGAUGCUCUGUCGUACCGCAGUGUUGAUGUACCCCAGUCUAGAAUUUUUACUGUGGAUCCCACUGGUGAGGUCAAACUGGAACUUAUGUCCAACUACAGAUCAUCUUAUUUGAAGUUACUAGACAUUGUUGAUCAAAUGUUUCCUCCGUUGACCAAGUCAUUGGAGAGUGAGUAUAUGGAUUGGAGUUUUUGGAAGAACGACAUAUCACACGUGCAGAUUGAUAUACCUGGUAUAGCAGGCAAGCCAGGAGCUACUUCGCAAGAGUUGGAAGAUGAUCAUCACGAAUAUGAAAAUAGCGAUAAUGAUGAAAAUCCAGAUGACGAUGAUUUGGAAAGGGAACAUAUGGAACUUGACGAGGAUGGCAGGAGGGAAAUGCUUGGACGCCAUGGCAGUAAACUGCAGGAUCAGCACGACCAAGAAAUGAUACUAACUCAUCAAGAGAGCGAGCUAUUGAACGCAGUCAAAAAUACUCCGUUUUAAGACUUAUCACGUCGAUCUCCACAUUGUGAUUUAGUAAUUGAAAUAAAAACUCGAUGCAUU
Messenger RNA from Batrachochytrium dendrobatidis JAM81, 3006 nucleotides. Its product is annotated as phosphatidate phosphatase PAH1. Gene Ontology annotation, molecular function: phosphatidate phosphatase activity. Bases 1 to 2946 code for a protein of 981 amino acids. Gene Ontology annotation, biological process: triglyceride biosynthetic process; fatty acid catabolic process. The record is from RefSeq and is a predicted model, not a curated record. Lineage: Eukaryota; Fungi; Chytridiomycota; Chytridiomycetes; Rhizophydiales. Gene Ontology annotation, cellular component: nucleus. The transcript has 6 exons.